CACAAAGACCCUCAGAGGUUAUCUCGCAGCACGGUGCCUCUGUCCUCCUCCUCCUGAUGGGACACUGUUAACCCGCCCACCACCCUCCUCUGUCUCUGACCACCAGCCCCCGCCCAACCCACUGCCAGUCAGCCAGCAGAGCCUCUGGCCACGUCUCAAAAGUCCGCUUUGUACACAGCCGGACAGACGGUGGAGGUAGCCGAGCAGCUGCGGACCGAGGGGAGAAGAGCACCGCGGGGUGUGGGGACAGAGAGCACCGCGCACCGGCUCCGUGCCAGGCAGCACGACCUAAAGCUCUGUCUUUUCUGCAGCAACACAGCUUCACAGAGGAGAAAAGAAGAGAAAGAUCCACAUCAAGCACCACAGAGCUUCCAGUGAUCCACAAUCAUGAUGCCCCGUUGCAGAGUGAACCUCAGCACCAUGAUUUUCCUGGUGAUACUGCAGGGGGCAGCAGUGGUGCUGUUCUGCGGCUGGUAUGUCCAGCUCAGCCCCUGCGGCUCCGCCCCAUCCAACGGCAAAGUUCACGUGCUGCUGUUGUCGUCGUGGCGAUCAGGCUCGUCCUUCUUGGGUCAGGUGUUCAGUCAACACCCAUCUGUUUUCUAUCUUAUGGAGCCUGCUUGGCAUGUGUGGACCAAACUGCAGAAGCCCAGUGCGCGGGCACUCCGAAUGGCUGUGAGGGAUCUACUACGUAGCAUAUUCCAGUGUGAUUUUGCAGUGAUGGAGGCCUACCUGCCAGAGCACCACAACGUGUCUUCCUUGUUCAUGUGGAGUCACAGUAGAGCACUGUGCUCACCUCCAGCCUGUACUCUCACGCCACGCAACCAGAUCAGCAACCAGACUCAAUGCUUCCAGGCGUGUGAUGCUAGGGGCCUUCUGGGGGUGGAGGAGGCCUGUGGUACUUACAGUCACGUGGUGUUAAAAGAAGUUCGAUUUUUUGAACUGGAAUCCCUCUACCCGCUCUUACAGGACCCAAGCCUAGACCUCCGCAUCAUCCAUCUGGUUCGAGACCCACGGGCUGUUGUGCGGUCCAGAGAGGAGUCAGCCAAAGCUUUCGUCAGUGAUAACGCAGUCGUCUUGGAGCAGAGGAGCAUACCAGCAGCCGAGGUGCAGUAUCAAGUCAUGCAGGAGAUCUGCCGUAGCCACGUGCGCAUCAAUGAGAGGGCCAUACUGAAGCCCCCUCCCUUUCUAAAAGGCCGCUACAAAAUGGUCCGCUAUGAGGAUGUGGCACGAAACCCCCUUGGGGAAAUAACUGCCAUGUAUGACUUUGUAGGUCUGGACAUGACCAGACAGCUGGAGGAAUGGAUCUACAAGGCGACCCAUGGAAAAGGUAAAGGCUCCAAGAAAGAGGCCUUCAAAAUCACUUCACGAAACGCUGCAGACGUCUCCCAGGCUUGGCGUACCGCGCUGCCACACAACAAGGUCAAGCGUAUCCAGGAAGUGUGUAAGGGGGCUAUGUCAUUGCUCGGGUACAGGACAGUUAACAGUGAAAAAGAGCAGAAGAGACUUGACAUUGAUCUGCUGGUGCCACGCGAACCGUAUCAGUUCAGCUGGUUACCAGCCAAAACAGAGCAUCCCAGUAAAAGAUAAAACAUGAAUGACAGAGACUUUGUCACAGAGACACUACUGUGGACUGAAGUCUAUAUUCUAUACAGGCUUUAUUGGUUGUAUGGGUCUAUAGUGAGUGCUAUCACAGACUGAUUCCUCAACUCAGGGAACACUGGUAUGAUGUCCAAGGUUAAAGCGUUGAUUUGUGAUUAAUACACACCUAACACUCAGUGAGAGGAUUGUAGUGUUAAAUUGACUAUUCAUCACCUGAUGUUCAGAGCUGCACAUCAGCUGUCAUAUCUGGCUUGUGUGUAAAACACAAGUUUUACAGUAAUUAUACUACUCUGGUUGGCACAACCCAGUCUUUACAUCUAAUAUCAAAAGAUUUUACAAUUUGGGUGAGUUGCCGUUGUGAAGUAUUCGUGGACCUACCACAAAAGCAUGGCCACAUUAAUAAAACCAAUAAUUUGGUAGAAAACAUAAGGAAGCUGACAGAUAAUUACAUGGUCUGGACAAACAAACACAAGAAUCUUUUGUUUGAUAUUUAUAUUUGAUAUUUUCAUACUAGCACUGUAUAGUUGCUUUCCACUUUGUGUGUACAGUUUGUGAAUUGUGUGGGCCCAUAAUGGUGAUAGAGUGCACUCUUGUCUGCACUAGGUGAACCUGGGCCUGGGAUUUGCAUAGUGCAAGCAUUCUAGUGGUGACAGGUAGUCAGAAUAUAGUCAGCAGUCCUGUGCUUGUGUAACACAAGAUUCACAGCACAUGUUUCAGUCUGAGACAUCAGUGUGUAAUGGAGCUGCUCCUAUCAGUCAGUGAUUAUCACAGAACUGAUGUAAAUUCACUCAAUUUGAAUCCACAUUGCUUUAAGCUCGGCAUCAUGCCAGUGUCCCCUGAAGACCUGAUCUAUCCCAACAGGAGACUGUUGAUCAGUGACGAAGCGAAGCCAGUCUGAGGCCAGUAAUGUCACUGAGACAGGAUGUUAGUUGACGUUAUUUGGGGAGGACAGGAAGCAUACUUAACAUUGUUAGCCAAAACACUGAAAAGGUUUCACUUAUAUUUUUAUGUCCUGAGUUAGAAUCAGUGAAAGCACAUUUGUGUAUUAAAGCUGUACUAGGCAGAAAUACACAAAGUGGGUCUAAAACUGAGACUAUGUAGAUACAUCUUUCAUUUUUCAUCUUUCAUUUUUCAUUUCAGGUGUCAGUGUGGUCACUGUUGGAAAAUAAUAUCAUUAAUCCAAAAGGAAGUGACAUAUCAAAACUGAAGGUCAAAUUUGAUUGUGGAACCUUCAUCUCAUUGACCUAGUUAUGUUUUGGCAUCUGAAAUGUCGAACAAAGUUAAACAUUUACCUCUUCCUCCUGCUUGUAGUGCAGUACCUCACUUACUGUGGCUUAGUUAUUAAAAUGGAGUCCGACAUGAUUGCUGUUCAGUAGUUGCAUUAAGAUGUUUACUCAAACUGGCUAACUGUAAAUCUGCCUCCUGGAAUCUCCCAUUUAUUUAUGUCUGUUUACAGGAAUUGUUCUUUUUUUAUUGAUUGAUUAAUAAUUGAUUAAUUUUAUUUUUCAUACUUUAAAUGCCUAGUGUUUUGAGCAGAGUACUUUGACAGUGAUUAAGGAUCAAAGCAUUUAGUCAAUAGUAGAAUGUUAAAUCAUGUUGAUUUACAUCUUCAGAGCCAAAUUAAAAAGACAACUUAACUACUGUUAGUAGUUAGUGUUCAGUUUCUUUGUGCUUUCUGUCAAUAUUGAUCAAUUAUAGAAAAAAAUAUAGAAAAAAAGCAUCAAAGCAUCCCUAGGACUUGUCAUAUUAUGAACAUAAUCAUCCAUUAUUAUUUUUCAUAUGAAGCAGAACUGUUUAAACAAUAUAUAUUUUCCUGUUGUACAUUCUUCUCAAACCCAAGCUGUGUCCCAGUUGCACACUGCUGUAUAUACAAAUACUACAAAGAAUACACUACUAUGUUGUACUGCAGAAUAUUCUCUGUUGGCAGUUAGUAUACAAUCAGUUUUGUAAAGCUACUGCCACUUUCAAAUUUACAAACUUAAAGCUGCAACAAUACAUAUUUUUAUAUUACCAUUAAAUAGUAAAUUACUAUGUGUAAUAUGAAAGGGGUUGUUCAUAGAGACAAACCCACAGAGAGUUAUGCAGUUCCCUCAGCUUUAUGUGGCAUUUUACUAUCUUUCGGCUCCUUAGUUUAGUUCAAUAACACAGCUUUAACAAAGAGAAAGCAAAAUAUUUUUCUAAGGAAACAAAAAGGUUUUUUGAGACACAUCCGGAGCUGUCUCCACACUUUUCAUUUUUAUGUCUAAAUUUAUUCCAGUCAUGAGUUGCUCUUCUGUUUAUGAGUUCAUCAGAACUACAUUCAUAAAACAAGCAUAUUUGAUAUGCACAUUUACAGCUUUGCGUAUCCUCAUUGUAUCCGUUUUUCAUUGUGAGCUUACUGUACAUUCAAAUCCUAGAUAAAAGUAGCAUUGUGGUAUAGAGCUGGGACACCGGGACGGUUUAGUUUUAGUGGUGCAGGAAAUUAAAAACAGGUCCUUAUUGGGGUGGAGCCACAGAGCAGCUAGCAUGGCAACAUGUACAAUGUGAUUCUAAUAAGAAAAGAGCAUCUAAAGAGAAAUUCCACCCUAAAGGACUGUUGUAACAUAGCUCAUCAGAAAUACAAUACCACAAUAUCCUGAAAUUAAACAGUGUAAGGUGAAUUAUUCCUUUACCAUCACUGCCAUUUGACAUUUGCUCAAGUUAGCACCAGCACUUGAAUUGGCUCAAUCAGCUGUGAUGAUAGGGUCCUGUUGAAGUAAAAUGAUAGUUCAACAUGUCACAGUGUGCUUUGAAAGCGUAACUGUCAGUAAGACUUAACAUUGCUGAAGAUGAGGGUCUGUGUUGCUGUGCUCUGUGUGUCUGCCAGAGACUUCUGCAGCAUGUGGAACAGAGUGUUCACUGAGUACACUAUGUUCUGUCAGUGUGUGUGUGUGUGUGUGUGUGUGGGAGAGGGAGAGUGCAUGUACACAGAUGCUUAUGGAUUUUCCGACAGAGGAUUAUAUUGCAUGCUGUCCUGUCAGGUAUUCCACUCUUUGCAUUAAUCAGUAUGUGUUUAGCUCUGUGUGUUCUGACAAAAGUGUUGAAAAGAGAGGAGUGAACUGAGCACUGUGUUCUUCUAUCAGUGCUUAACAGGCUAUUGUUUGAUAUCAGUCAUCUUAGAGAGGGUUUUCCCCUUUGCUCCUUAUCACUCAAUUUUCUAUCCAUGUUGAUAGUGUAUCACCAGCAAUAAAAAAUAAAAAUAAGACUCAAUGUUCCCACUUUGAACUACCAAUUUUAUUGCCCGUGAUGCUUUUGAUCAAAUAAAAAAAUACAAUGGAGAAUUUUUUGAUAUUUAAAAUAGAUUUCAAGCCACAGUCUUAAUGGACCAUACUGGUGUUUUUGCAUGUUUUAUUCAAUUUAAUGCAAAUUAACACUUUUUUAAUGGCAUUUUGAAUGUGUUUUCCUACCUUUAAGGCAAUUGUGAGAUAAUAAUAUUAUUGUAAUAUUAUUUAUAAUAUUGUAAAUUUCCUGUUAUGGAGCUCAAGCAAGAGUCACGUUCGUUUUGAUGCUGCCCAGAAGGUGAGAAAACAGACAAUCAGAUGCUUUGGAAAAUGAUUAUGAAAAGUCUGAUUUGUAAUAAAAUGGUCUAAAGUAGUUGUCCCCAUCCCUGGGCUUGGGACCCCUCUAAUGGGUCUGUGACAGAUAUUUUUUGGGGGGGUGGAGGUUUCUCUAAAGUUCUGAAACAAUCUGAGAAGUCUUUUUUGGAACUGUUCACAACUCAAAGACAUUACGCAGCCAAGUAAACACUGACUCACUUUAAUGGGUCACAAGCUACAACAGUUGGGUACAAGUUGUACAAACACCAAUAUAAUCCUUUAACUUGCUGAUUGUGGUACUGAGUAGUGAUGAAAUAACGCUAAUGAAUUUAUUUUCUGUUCUGUGAUGCUUCAACCACAACAAGACAAGUUUUCCAGCUGUCCAAACCAAUGUGUUUGACCCAAAGUUGUCACUGAUGUCAUGAAGUGCCUGAACAUGUAACUCGUGUCCCUAUACAAUGUGAAAGAUAAGAAACACUUUAUUGUCAUGUUUAAACGCAUGUUGUGCCUUUCUAUUAGACUUGAUGGUGUUUUAGUUUGCAUGCAGAGCCAGUUGACAGUGUCGGUGCCUGACAGAGGGUUCGCUGACAGACCUGUUCUUGUAUUUAUCUGAAAAUGAUUUAUGAAGCAGAAACUUUAUGGUACUAAUGACUGCA
Thunnus maccoyii (southern bluefin tuna) is the source of this 5809-nucleotide messenger RNA. RefSeq names its product carbohydrate sulfotransferase 6 (gene chst6). Gene Ontology annotation, molecular function: N-acetylglucosamine 6-O-sulfotransferase activity. The transcript has 2 exons. Gene Ontology annotation, cellular component: Golgi membrane. The coding region runs from base 388 to 1587 and encodes 399 amino acids. Gene Ontology annotation, biological process: N-acetylglucosamine metabolic process; sulfur compound metabolic process; carbohydrate metabolic process. The record is from RefSeq and is a predicted model, not a curated record. Lineage: Eukaryota; Metazoa; Chordata; Actinopteri; Scombriformes; Scombridae.